Lachancea nothofagi CBS 11611 is the source of this 1371-nucleotide messenger RNA. NCBI's taxonomy places the organism in Eukaryota, Fungi, Ascomycota, Saccharomycetes, Saccharomycetales, Saccharomycetaceae. The record is from the annotation of a GenBank genome assembly.
AUGGACUUCGGGAGCCAUGAGGUACCGGUCCGCCAGAGCACGGGGCAGAGCGACUCACGGCUGUUCCAGCCGUCAUCGCUUAAGCGCAAGAAUCUAAAGCACCUGACGCUGGGCGCAGGAACAGGAAAAGGAGCGGGCGCGCCUGCUCCACCCGCGCCCAGACUCAAAUCGAGCAUUGGAGCGCUGAGCCUGCCGGCCACCAACCGUGUGGUCAGCUCGGCUAUCUCGCCUGGCGGGCUUUUGCAACAGCCAAGCCCGACCACGUCGGAUCUAUCGUCAGCUGGUAUCACACCCACGGACGAAGUAGUCAAAGAGCUGGGUUCGGAUUUUGAAAACCUAUCACUCUUUGCAGAUAGCACGAUUGAGCUGCAGGAUCUUGUCCAGCUCGGAAAGAUCGGGUCCGGAAACUCAGGAACCGUGCUGAAGACCCUGCAUGUGCCAGACUCUCGCAUUAUCGCCAAGAAAUCGAUCCCCGUCGAAAACAAACCCAUGGUGAAAAACCAGCUCAUACGCGAGCUUUCGAUUAUGCAAAACGUGAAGCCGCACGAAAAUAUCGUGGGCUUUUUCGGAGCCUUUUACACUGCCUCCACUACUAACGAGAUAGUAAUCUUGAUGGAAUACAUGGACUGUGGGUCUCUAGAUAAGAUCAUGUCCACUCACAAGGCGUUUGUGAAACGUGGAGAUCCAGACAUUCCCGAAAAUUGGUUUUCAGAAAUCGUUCUCGCCAAGAUCUCAUAUGCCGUUUUGAAUGGACUUUCCUAUUUAUAUCGUGGUUACAAGAUCAUCCAUCGCGACAUAAAACCAUCCAAUGUGUUGAUCAACAGCAAGGGGUGUGUAAAGAUUUGCGAUUUCGGGGUCUCUAAAAAACUGAUCAAUUCCAUUGCAGACACAUUUGUCGGCACGUCCACCUAUAUGUCUCCAGAGCGGAUUCAAGGGAGUGUAUAUACUACCAAAGGUGACGUAUGGUCGUUGGGACUAAUGAUCAUAGAACUUGUAACAGGCGAGUUCCCUCUAGGCGGCCAUUCGGAUACACCAGAAGGCAUUCUAGACCUGUUGCAAAGAAUUGUAAACGAGCCUCCGCCAAAACUACCACACGGGCUACAGUAUUCACGCGAAAUGGUAGAUUUCGUAAACAGAUGUUGUGUGAAAGAUGAGAGGGAAAGGUCGUCACUACAGGAACUGCUGUGUCACGAUUUCAUCGUGAAAGGCAGAUCUCAGGGAGAUAGGGAGUUCAGACACUGGUGCAAACGUAUCAAAAAGCGAUUAAAAGAGGACAAAAUGCUGAAACGCGAAGAAAAUGAACGCGCUAAACUGGUCAAACGCCAGCUAGAAAGCUCUGCUAACGCCGCUACGGCGGCUAGGCAUCGUUGA